AUGACUAAGUCAUUCAUCAAUUUGAUCACUCCCUCUUUUCAUCUCAGAACUAUCAAAUUACUGUACUUGAAAUUUCUAGUAUGCGGUAAUUUGCUGUCUUUUCUGUGGCUGGGUAAUGUUUUUCGGGUUAACCCUCACGGAGUUUUCAACUUUCUUGAGCUGAAUCAUAAUCUACACUUCUUAUCUAGACCACAUUCCUGGAGGUCCUUUCAAAAAGACAAAGAGAAUUACCUGGAGCAAGUAAUGAAAUUUUCUCAUUCCCUUCAGUUUAACGCUGUUCCAGAAUGGUCCUCUAAAUAUAUUGCAUAUUCACAUCUAAAAAAAUUAAUUUAUUCCCUACAAAAGGAGAAACUUUACAGUUCAUCAAGUUCUCAUCUACAAUUGGAUGAAGAAUGUCGACCUCUAGUUGCCUCUACCGAUGGAAAUCUCUACACAAAUGACAUCUAUGUUUCAAGAUUUGUAGAGGCACUGGAUCACGAAUUAAAGAAAAUUGAUAAAUUUUACAUAUCGCAAGAAACUGGACUUGUAGCAAACUACAACGAACUAAAAGAUGAUGUCAAAGAGUUUGAGACUGAUCUUCUAAAUAAUAGACUUCCAAGCAUUAGCGAUGCCCUUCCUCGUCAAGCAAUGAGAAGACGUCGUUUUAGCAGUAUUUCAUCUGCAGAUUCAAAUGCCUCGGAUGCACAAUUCUCUAUAGAGUCUGCUCCAGCUAUGGAGGAUACCCUAAAUUCAGGUGUUCUUGACUCUGAAAAUGAAAUAUACGCUUCACAAUCGAGAACAACUGGAGUCUCGCAAUAUAUUUCUCCAUUACUCCAGCAUAAGGUAACUUUGAAAAAAAGAUUGGUUGCCAUAUAUACACAAUUAUCCGAAUUGAAGGAGUUUAUUGAAUUGAAUCAGACAGGGUUUUCAAAAAUUUGUAAAAAAUUUGACAAAUCACUAAAUACAAGUAUAAAGUCAAGUUAUCUGGAAACAAUUAAGAAAAAAUCGUCAGUAUUCAAGCCGGAAACAUUGAAAAAGGUUACAGAGACGAUUACAGAAAUUAUUGUUACAUAUGCACGUUUAAGUAGGGAUACGUUUACUAUUGCUACGGAUGAUGAUGAAAUGGUUGCUUACGAUAAUGCUGAGAAAGAGUUAUCUUCUCAUUUAAGAGACCAUGUCGUUUGGGAAAGAAAUACGGUAUGGAAAGAUAUGAUGAAUAUUGAAAGAAAGUCUCAAAAUGUCAAAAGUGAACGAAAAGAUCUUACAAAAUACGCAAACAGAAGACUACAUAUAAAGGAAAAUGAACAUGGUAGAACUAUGCAUGUAGACGUUGUGCGUUCUGACACACCAGAGGCCCCAGCAACAUUGAAGGAGGCGCUCAAUUUAUCAUUGUAUCAAUAUAUGCGUUUAUUGUUGAGUUCUGCGUCUUUGAUCAAGCUCGUUGUCAUAACUUCGAUCUUUGUUGGUACUCUUUAUAUCUCACCAUUUGAUGAUACGCUACAAAAGAAUUGUUUCGCCAUUUUAGUAUAUGCAUCUUUACUGUGGGCAACAGAAACUAUUCCGCUAUUUGUUACUUCUUUACUUGUGCCACUACUGAUUGUUGUUUUCCCAGUACUAAGGGAUCCAAUAAGUGGGGAUCCAAUGCCACCUGUGCAAUCAUCUCAAUUCAUUCUUUCAUCUAUGUGGUCUAGCGUGAUAAUGUUAUUGCUGGGUGGUUUUACAUUAGCGGCUGCUUUAUCUAAAUAUAACAUUGCUAAAGUUCUGUCCACUCAUAUUUUGUCCUCCGCAGGAACAAACCCGCAUAUAAUAUUGUUAACGAAUAUGUUUGUUGCAUUAUUCGUAUCUAUGUGGGUGUCUAAUGUGGCUGCGCCAGUAUUGUGCUAUUCUAUUAUUCAACCAUUAUUACGCACCCUCCCAAGACAAAACUCGUAUCCAAAAUCUUUAAUAUUGGGGAUCGCACUUGCCUCCAAUAUAGGUGGUAUGGCUUCACCGAUAGCUUCACCCCAAAAUAUAUUUUCCAUCGGUUUAAUGAAUCCUCCACCAUCAUGGGGAGAAUGGUUUAUUGUCUCUUUGCCUAUUUGUUUUAUAUGUAUCCUAGGAAUUUGGCUGAUCUUAAUGUUGACGUUCCCACUCGAUGCUUCGGUAAAGAUAUUACCAUUUCACCCUAUCAAAGAUCCAUUCACAUUGACCCAAUGGUUCGUUACUAUAGUAUCUAUUGGUACAAUUAUCUUAUGGUGCCUUUCAAAUCAAAUAUCAGGAAUUUUUGGUGAGAUGGGUAUUCUUUCUAUAAUACCGCUCGUGAUUUUCUUUGGAACUGGGUUAUUGACCUCAGAUGAUUUCAACAAUUUCAUGUGGACUAUUGUCAUCCUGGCAAUGGGUGGUACAACAUUGGGUAAGGCGGUAACUUCAUCGGGACUGUUAUCAACUAUUGCCGGUGUUAUAAAGGAAACCAUCGAAGAUAAACCAAUAUUUGUUAUUGUGUUAAUCUUUGGACUUGUAAUUUCAAUCAUGGCUACUUUUGUCUCCCAUACCGUCGCAGCAAUGAUUAUUGUACCGUUAAUGAGCGAGAUUGGUUCUAACUUACCCUCUGGUGAUCAUUCCAGAUUAUUAAUAAUGAUUGCUGCCUUACUUUGUUCAAGUGCUAUGGGCCUACCAACUUCUGGGUUUCCAAACGUCACAGCAAUAUCCAUGGUUGAUGAAAUUGGAGAUAGAUAUCUGACAGUGGGAACGUUUAUUACAAGAGGUGUUCCAGCUAGUAUAUUAAGUUAUCUAGUUAUUGUAACUGUUGGGUAUGGUAUGAUGAAACUGGUUGGAUAUUAA
Messenger RNA from Naumovozyma castellii, 2799 nucleotides. RefSeq names its product Pho91p (gene PHO91). The record is from RefSeq and is a predicted model, not a curated record. NCBI's taxonomy places the organism in Eukaryota, Fungi, Ascomycota, Saccharomycetes, Saccharomycetales, Saccharomycetaceae. The coding region runs from base 1 to 2799 and encodes 932 amino acids. The transcript has a single exon.